Struthio camelus australis is the source of this 970-nucleotide messenger RNA. The record is from RefSeq and is a predicted model, not a curated record. NCBI's taxonomy places the organism in Eukaryota, Metazoa, Chordata, Aves, Struthioniformes, Struthionidae.
AUGGAUGACAUCUACAAGGCAGCGGUUGAGCAGCUGACAGAAGAACAAAAAAAUGGUAGGUGCAUCUUUAAUCUGACACUGCGGGCGGAAGCCAAACCCGCUAGCAGUGCACCCCACGCCGGGCAGACCCUGGGCAGCGCGGGGGACGCGGGGAGCGGUGCCCGGUGGAAGCCCGCUGCCUCGGGGCUGCCCGCGCAGCAGGACUGCGGCAGGGGAGGACUGCGUUGUCUAACUGUGUUUAUUCUGCCUACAGGCAGCGGCACCGUAGACUUUGAUGAGUUCCUAGUUAUGAUGGUCCGAUGCAUGAAAGAUGACAGCAAAGGAAAAUCCGAAGAGGAACUCUCCGAUCUCUUCAGGAUGUUUGACAAAAAUGCUGAUGGCUACAUUGACCUCGAGGAACUGAAGAUCAUGCUGCAGGCAACAGGGGAGACCAUCACAGAGGAUGACAUAGAAGAACUGAUGAAAGAUGGGGAUAAAAACAACGACGGCAAGAUCGACUAUGACGAGUUCCUGGAGUUUAUGAAGGGCGUUGAAUAAACCUGAAAGAAGAUCUACAGCCUGAAUCUUUUAAAUCCUUCCAGUGUCCUUGUCUCAUCUACUUGGUUAUGUCCCCUUGGCUGCUAGCAUGAAGACUAAGUGCUGAAAAGAGUGGCCAUCAGGAAAAUAAAACACUUUAAUAUCGACUGCCUCCAAUGGUCAUUCCUUGGAGAUUUAGUAAGAGAGCUUUACCGUGGUUCUGUGUUCAUGAUUAACAGCGCUGCUCCUUGGAGCAAUACCAAGAGUCUGAGAGCCAAGUCUUGACAGAUCAUGAGAAGGCAAUAUAACAGUUGUAGCUUUAAGCCUGUGAGGAGCAUUUUGCCUGUAGUCUAGUUACAACCAUCAGCAAAUCAGGGCUGUGAGCGUGCAGUACGGUGCUGCCCCACAACGCGUUUCCUUGCUGCCUGCUGCUGCUCCUGCACCCCGGCCGGGC